UGUAAUCGGGCUUCUGCUAGUUUCCCUGACGUCGCUUCCAGGAAAAUAAAUCAAAUUAGGAAGGAUCCCAUCACAGGCGGAGGAGACGCGUUCAAACAGCAGAUAUGUUUCGCAACCAGUACGACAACGAUGUGACAGUAUGGAGCCCACAGGGCCGUAUUCAUCAGAUCGAGUAUGCCAUGGAGGCUGUGAAGCAAGGUUCUGCAACUGUGGGACUCAAAUCCAGAACCAAUGCAGUCCUGGUGGCACUGAAGAGAGCCCAAUCUGAAUUGGCUGCCCACCAGAAGAAGAUCCUCCAUGUCGACAACCACAUCGGAAUCUCCAUUGCUGGACUGACAGCUGAUGCCAGACUGCUCUGUAACUUCAUGCGUCAGGAGUGCUUGGACUCAAGAUUUGUCUUUGACAGGCCCCUCCCCACGUCACGGCUCGUGUCUCUUAUCGGCAGCAAAACCCAAAUUCCGACACAGAGGUAUGGAAGGAGGCCCUAUGGUGUCGGCCUUCUCAUUGCUGGCUAUGAUGACAUGGGACCUCACAUCUUCCAGACCUGCCCAUCAGCAAACUACUUCGACUGUAAAGCCAUGUCCAUCGGAGCACGUUCUCAGUCUGCACGCACCUACCUGGAGAGAUGCAUGGACAAGUUUGCUGACUGUAAUUUGAAUGAUCUGGUCCAACAUGGCCUCCGUGCUCUCAGAGAAACUCUCCCCAGCGAGCAGGACCUCACUACCAAGAAUGUUUCCAUUGGCAUUGUGGGAAAAGACAUGGAGUUCACCAUUUAUGACGAUGAUGAUGUUGCCCCAUUCCUGGAGGGACUGGAGGAGAGGCCGCAGAGAAAGGUUGCCCAGCCUGCAGAUGAACCUGCUGCCGGACCAGGAACUGGUGAGCCAAUGGAGCACUGAGGUGGUCGUGUCAGUUAACUUCCUGUUAUGAAAGAGGGCCGGCACAAACCCAGACCAACCUGAUACUGCAACUCACCAGAGUAACUUGUGUAGGGGAAAGUUGUUGUUGUGAUGUGCCACUUGCAAAACUGUUAAUCCAAAAUAUUCUAUGCUAACAUCAACCAAUGUGAUGUUGCUUUUGUAUGAGUAAAGUACCAUUAUACAAGUAAUAAACUCUUUUUUUGAA
Molecule: messenger RNA, 1122 nt
Organism: Dicentrarchus labrax (European seabass)
Lineage: Eukaryota; Metazoa; Chordata; Actinopteri; Moronidae
Gene: psma1
Product: proteasome 20S subunit alpha 1
Exons: 10
Coding region: 105-896 (263 amino acids)
Biological process (GO): ubiquitin-dependent protein catabolic process
Cellular component (GO): nucleus; proteasome core complex, alpha-subunit complex; proteasome core complex
Source: RefSeq, a predicted model, not a curated record